Molecule: messenger RNA, 3113 nt
Organism: Phlebotomus argentipes
Lineage: Eukaryota; Metazoa; Arthropoda; Insecta; Diptera; Psychodidae
Gene: Grip128
Product: gamma-tubulin complex component 5
Exons: 3
Coding region: 192-2951 (919 amino acids)
Biological process (GO): spindle assembly; meiotic cell cycle; mitotic cell cycle
Cellular component (GO): spindle pole; equatorial microtubule organizing center; gamma-tubulin complex
Molecular function (GO): gamma-tubulin binding; microtubule minus-end binding
Source: RefSeq, a predicted model, not a curated record
UUGUGUGUUUUGUGGGGAUAAAAAUGUUACAAUUUAGCUGAAAAUACACUAAUUUCGUUUAUAAUUGUUGCUGUAUAGUACAGAAAAUAUUCGUAGUUGCCUUUAGAAGAGAUAUGAAUUGCAUUUAAUCAACUUGUUGUUAGAAAAUCUCAAUAAUCUAGUAACUUUUGAUGAAUAUAACCUGAAAAAAAAUGGAACAACAGGCUGUUUUUGAGGAAAAUUUGCCAAAAUUGAUAAAAUCACUGACUGGAUUUAAUGAGAACGAUAAGAAUUAUCGGCUCUGCAGGGAUUUUGCUCGCUCCCGGAUUCGGGGAGUGAAUUCGAACUUUGUCAGCACAAAUGAGGUGAAAAGGAAGAUCCUGAGCAUCGCUGAGAGACUGGAUGUGGAGAAUCUAGGACAAUGUGCUGACAUGGUGAAGGAGACUUCCAAGAUUUUGAUCGAAAAUGAUGGUCAGGAGCACAAUGAUUCUCACGAAAACUGGAAGAUUUUGGAUCUCAUUCUGACUCUGUCCAAGAAUCCCAUCGAAGGAGCCAAGAAAAUGAGAAGCGCGAGCAAAGUGGAACUCGCGGUGGAGGAAAAACCCGUGGAAUUGGUGAAUCCAGAGAAAUCACUGGCAGAAAAGGCGACUGAAGUGAGGAAUGCUGACGAUACGGAGGAUGAAUUGAGCGAAUGGAGUGAAUCAGAAGAGGAAGUGGAAAAUCCUGCUGAAGAAACAGAUGGAAAGGAUCUCAAGAUGUUCCUCCGAUAUCUGCCGGGCGAUGAACCGGCUCAGCAUAGAGAAUCUGCAGAGACUUCAGACUCUGAGACUGAGGAAUCAUCGAUGUCAGCAAGUCUCUCAGAUCGCGUCCCUUUCUCGCUGCUUCACUGUCCAAUUCGCGAAGUGAUCUGGAUGUUUUUCCAUCCGGACAACUGCAAUUUCUACUGCAUCGCGAAUGACACGGUGAAAUUGAGAGAAGACGCGGAUCUCUCGAAUGUCAUCGUGUUCAGGAAAUUCAUGGCUGACUUCACUGAGCCCAUGACGAUUGUUCUGCGCCUGAGAACCUUCUGUCGGCGCGUUCUGAAUGCCGAAGAUGCUCCGCCUCAAGUCUAUUUCAUUUAUGCGGAGGCACUGAAAGAUCUGCUGCACCCAAUGGAAGAGUAUCUCUUGGAAGCGGAGAAGAAAAUCACCCCGGAAACCAUGCAUGAGCCUGAAACUCUCCUCAACUUCUGUUAUGGCCUCGAGCCACACUUGCAAAUAAUCAAAUCCGUCGCGAAGAUCCACGCGAGCAUCGCGCUGGAGUGGAAAUAUUAUCCACGUUAUAUCUGCAGUGCCUUCAUGCAGGCCAAGAUCUUCCACAUCGUCCAGAAUGGUCUCAAUAGAGUGCAGAAGAAUGUGGCUGCAUCCCUUUUCACCUGCGUCAUUCAGUUCUAUCUGCAGACAAUCAACUCUUGGUGGUCAUUUGGGAAGAUCUUUGAUGAGCAGAAGCAGUUCAUCGUCAAGGACAUCAGUGCUGAGGGCGGAGUUGUGUUCAGGUCAUUUCAGCUGAAUCAGCAGAGCAAGAACACUCAGCAGGAGCGGGAAAUUAACGAACUUCUGUCCACAUGUCCAAUUCUGCAGCUCCUGAAGACGCAAUGUGAGAAAAUCGAGGAGAGACUUGAUGCCAUUCAUACUCUGUCGCGUGCUGGGAAUUUCAAAAUGAGAACCACAAACUCGCUUUGUCAGGACUUCUUGAAGAAGUUUCUGGAGGCAAUUGAGGAUUAUCUCUCGCCUGAGAGUGUCAAGACUGCCCAAUCAUCGCCCGUGAGUGGAGAAUAUGAAGACUUCCGGAAGAAAACAUUGGAGAAAGGCGGAAAACUAUUGCUGGAGAUCUUUGAGAAAUCUACUUGUAAAUUCAACAGCAAUCAAGCAACUGUGAAUCUUGUGCUGAGGAAUUUGAUGGAGAGAAGUCAGGGAAUAUUGCCACUGGAGAGAAUGAUUAUGGAAGCCCUCAAUGACACGCUGAAUGUUGAGAUUCAGGCGUCGGACAAAGUGAUGGUGGAUAUUUACACCAAAGAGCUGAAUUUACUCCAUCACUUUCGUAUCAUCCGGAAUGUUUUCCUCCUCGAGGACAGCUCGACGAUGUUCACAUUUUAUACGGAUCUCUUUGAGAAUAUCGAGACACGUCCGGGGAAUAUUCAUCCGCUCUCUCUCACAUUCAACCUUCGGAAUGUCCUCUCGACUAAAUAUCCAGAGGAUCAUGGCAAUUUCUGCAUCGAUGUGGCGUCUCUGCGCGAUUGCAAGAGUGGCACGGUGUUGGAGGUGAUUCGGCAGAUUUCCCUGAUCUACAAGAUGACAUCCGACAUGUCCAGAGUGUUUGAUGAGACUUCCAUGCGGAGCUACAAUCGUCUCUUUGUCUUCUUGCUGAGCAUCAAGUGGAGUGUGUGGACGCUGGAGAGUCUGAAGUUCACUAAGAGCUUCUCCAUGGCCUCGCCGUAUGCUGUGCUGACGAAGAAGCUGCGCAACAAUCGUCGUCUGGCCAUCAUUCGCUCCUGGAUUCUCUAUGCGCUCAACAACAUUCACUAUCAUCUCAUGAGUGAAGCCUUGGAGCACCACGGACAUGCCAUUGAGCAGCAAAUUGCCACGGCACAGAGUCUGCAGCAGAUCACAACUGCCCAUCAUGACUACUUGGAGACACUCUUGGAGCACUGCUUCCAGAAGCGCGACGGCGAGAAAAUCCUCACGGGCGUCAAUCAACUGAUUUAUCUCGUACAAGUCGUGCGCAGCGAGUGGCUGGCCAUCGAUAAGGAGGACUUCGAAAGCGAUACUGAGGAGGAUUCAUUCGAGAUUCAGCCGCAAAUUGAUCAGAUUGAGAAGACUUACGUGGAGUGCCAUCGAUUUCUCAGCGAAACACUAAAUCAGGAAGUGGCCAUCAAUGGGAAAACCUACCUUAGUGGUCUUGUGUCAGCGUUCGAUCGUCGACUUCCUUAUUGAGUUUACUUACGAGCAUUAUUAACCAUUAUUCGUUAACAUCGUUAACAUCAUUAACGCGAUACAUUCUAUUUUUUAUUGUAUUAAUCCUCUAACAUGUUUUGCAACUUUUCUAUGAUCCCAAUGAGAUAAAAUAAAUGUUUGUAGUUUUGGUUAUAAAAUAAA